AUGCCGCUCCCAUCUCUCCCUCUUUUCUUGGCAGCGCAACAUCAUGCGCAGACCGACGCUGACAAAGUCGCGGUCAUUGAUGCCACCAAGAAGCAGUCAUUCACUUUCACACAGCUUCUUGAGGAUGCUGCGGGACUUCGUAAACAGAUCCUAGAACUACUGGGGCUUACGACCACGGGUGAUUUAGAGGAGCGUCGCAUUGCGUUCCUUAUCCCAAAUGGCUACGAUUACGUUGCCACUCAAUGGGCUAUCUGGGCUGCGGGUGGAGUGGCUGUUCCUCUCUGUACAAGCCACCCGGUGAAAGAACUUCUAUACACAAUAGGUGACUCGGACCCGUCGUUGAUCCUCAUCCACCCCGCGUUCGAGAAAUUUGGUCCAGCACUACGUGAACAAUGCACUACAGACAUCCCGUUCCUGGGACUCGAUCCCUUCACUCGCAACGACUCGCCCUCCUUGCCCUCCUUUAUCCCCGCAUUCCCACUAAACCGCCGCGCGCUUAUGAUUUAUACCUCUGGAACAACAGGCAACCCCAAGGGAGGUGUGAGCACACAUGAGAUCAUCGAAUUCCAGGCAAGCUGUCUCGCCAAAGCCUGGAAGUACAGCUCUUCUGAUCAUCUUAUUCAUGUGCUCCCUCUCCACCACAUCCACGGUAUCAUCAAUGGAUUGACGGCCUGUCUUCUGAGUGGCACAACGGUGGAAAUGCACCCUAAGUUUGAUCCUAAGGUUAUCUGGGAGCGCUGGCAGGACCGAGGCUCCUCUACCAUGUUCAUGGCUGUACCGACCAUCUACUCUCGCCUAAAUGAUUAUUUUGACACCCACAUCCGUGGAACAGACCAUGAAGGAGCAGCACGGGAGGGUGCAAAGGCGUUGCGUCUGGUGAUUAGCGGAUCAGCUGCGCUCCCAACUCCUGUCAAAACCAAAUUUGCCGAAAUCACAGGCCAGAUUUUGCUCGAGCGUUUUGGCAUGACCGAGAUCGGCAUGGCGAUUAGCUGUGGAUUGGAAUUGGACCAGCGUGUUGACGGGAGUGUGGGAUGGCCGCUGCCUGGAGUCCAGGUCCGCUUAACCGAGAAAGAAACCGGACGCAUUGUCGAGGAUAUCGACCAGGAUGGAAUGAUUGAAAUCAAGGGUGGCAACGUCUUCCUCGAGUACUGGCGCAAACCAGAGGCAACAGCUUCCGAAUUCACGGCCGAUGGCUGGUUCAAGACGGGUGAUGUGGCUAAGCGGGAUUCUACUGGGGCGUACUUUAUUCAAGGUCGUGCCUCUGUUGACCUGAUUAAGUCUGGUGGAUACAAGAUCUCCGCACUAGAAGUGGAACGGAAGAUGCUUGCACUAGAAUCGAUCCAGGAAGUAGCGGUUGUGGGAUUGAAAAAUGAAGAAUGGGGUCAGCAGGUGGCCGCGGUUGUCAAGUUUCGUGAAGGGGCUACCCCGUUGGAGCUUCCUGCUCUCCGCGCUAUUUUGAAAACCGAGAUGGCACCUUACAAGGUACCCACCGUCUUAAAGGUUGUGGAUGGCAUUGAGCGCAAUGCCAUGGGUAAGGUCAACAAGAAGACCAUCAUUCAGAAGUAUUGGCCUGAUAAGGCAUAG
Messenger RNA from Penicillium verhagenii, 1584 nucleotides. RefSeq names its product acyl-CoA synthetase. Bases 1 to 1584 code for a protein of 527 amino acids. Gene Ontology annotation, biological process: fatty acid metabolic process. Gene Ontology annotation, molecular function: medium-chain fatty acid-CoA ligase activity. Lineage: Eukaryota; Fungi; Ascomycota; Eurotiomycetes; Eurotiales; Aspergillaceae. The record is from RefSeq and is a predicted model, not a curated record. The transcript has 3 exons.